This is a messenger RNA of Monodelphis domestica (gray short-tailed opossum), 3896 nucleotides long. The record is from RefSeq and is a predicted model, not a curated record. Lineage: Eukaryota; Metazoa; Chordata; Mammalia; Didelphimorphia; Didelphidae.
UUAAGAGAGAAAAGCCAGGGCUAAGAAAACUGGUUUAAGUGACUUGCCCAGGAUCACAUAGCUAGGAAGUGUAUGAAGCUAGAUUUGAAUCCAGGUCCUCCUGAUUCCAGGCCUGACACUCUAUCCAUUGUGCCCCUAGCUGCUCCUCAAUUACCUUUUUUUAUACAAAGAAGUCCAGCGAACCUAUGUAAGUCCCAGAAUAGAUUAGAGAGGGAAGAGAAUAGAAGCAAACAGGUGACAAGAACCUGAAUUCUGGAGAGAGGACUGAAAGUCUUCAUCUCUCAUGCCCUUGGGUCUCCUUGGGCAAGAUGACCUUUAUGAGUACCAGAAUCCAUGACGUAAGGAGAAAGUAAUAAAACUAUUGUGCCCACCUCCCCAAAUGACUGGGAGGCUCAGAAGGGGGUGAUGCAACCCUUGCAAACCCUCAAGCACUAGAUGAAUGGAAGUAAGUAAGCUAAUAAUAAUAACUACCACAUGUUAGCUGUUAUUACUUUUUUUUUGCCAUCUUUUGAAGCAUAAUGGAUAGAGGACCACACUUAGAAUCUUAGGCCCAGGACCAUGCUUCUAGAAUUAGAACAUUGGCUCAAGUUCUGACUCUGGUACAAACAAGUAGUGUGGCUAGGGACAAGUCAUUUAACCUUGUGGUACUCUGAGCAGCCAUGGGCAAGUCACUUAACUUUGUGGUACCCUGAGCAGCCAUGGGCAAGUCAUUUAGCCAUGUGGUACUCUGAGCAUCCAUGGGCAAUUCAUUUAGCCAUGUGGUACCCUGAGUAGCCAUGGGCAAGUCACUUAACUUUGUGGUACCCUGAGCAUCCAUGGCCUAAAGACUACUUUGAGACAGUGGAGGAAGCUGGGAUAAUGCAAACAGGCUCUAAGGACAAAAAGCCUUGGCAUCCACAGGAGGAAGGAGUGUACAGGCAGCAUGUGACUGGUUGGUUGUUCUCCCAUGUGGGUGACCCCUUCCUGGAUGACCCCCUGCCCCGAGAGUACGUGUUGUACCUACGGCCCACUGGCCCUUUGGCUCAGAAACUCUCUGACUUUUGGCAGCAAUCCAAGCAGAUCUGUGGGAAGAAUAAAGCACAUAACAUCUUCCCCCACAUCACCCUGUGCCAGUUCUUUAUGUGUGAGGACAGCAAGGUGGAUGCCCUGGGGGAGGCCCUGCAGGCCACUGUCAUGCGCUGGAAGUGCAAGUUUUCAGCCCCGCUGCCCCUGGAGCUCUAUACCUCCUCCAACUUCAUCGGGCUCUUUGUGAAAGAGGACAGUGCAGAGAUUCUCAAGAAGUUUGCUGCUGACUUUGCUGCUGAGGCCGCAUCUAAAACUGAGGUGCACGUGGAACCCCAUAAGAAGCAGCUUCACGUGACUCUGGCUUACCACUUCCAAGCCAGCCACCUGCCCACCCUGGAGAAACUGGCCCAGAAUAUUGAUGUCAAACUGGGCUGUGACUGGGUUGCUACCAUAUUCUCUCGAGACAUCCGAUUUGCUAACCAUGAGACGUUACAGGUGAUCUAUCCCUACACCCCACAAAAUGAUGACGAGUUGGAGCUGGUUCCUGGAGACUUCAUCUUCAUGUCUCCGAUGGAGCAGACAAGUACCAGCGAGGGCUGGAUCUACGGCACCUCCUUAACCACCGGCUGUUCUGGGCUCCUGCCCGAGAAUUACAUUACCAAGGCAGAUGAAUGCAGUACCUGGAUAUUCCAUGGUUCGUAUUCAAUUCUGAGUACAUCAUCGUCCUCCGGCUCGCUCAUGUUCAGUGAUGGCAUUUUGGAGAGGCGGCAGCAGGAGGAGCAGGGCCCAGGGGACACGUCUCCCCUCACCAUCAUCUGCCAGCCCAUGCAACCCCUGCGAGUCAACAGCCAGCCUGGUCCCCAGAAGCGAUGCCUCUUUGUCUGUCGACAUGGCGAGAGGAUGGAUGUUGUGUUCGGGAAGUAUUGGCUCUCCCAGUGCUUUGAUGCCAAAGGCCGUUACAUCCGCACCAACCUGAAUAUGCCUCACAGCUUACCUCAAAGGAGCGGCGGUUUUCGGGACUAUGAGAAAGAUGCGCCCAUCACUGUGUUUGGAUGCAUGCAAGCCAGACUAGUAGGUGAGGCCUUGUUAGAAAGUAACACCAUUGUUGACCACGUCUAUUGUUCCCCAUCCCUGCGAUGUGUCCAGACGGCACACAACAUUCUAAAAGGUUUACAACAAGAAAAUCACUUGAAGAUUCGUGUGGAGCCUGGCUUGUUUGAGUGGACUAAAUGGGUUGCUGGAAAUACUUUGCCUGCAUGGAUAGCCCCAUCAGACUUAGCUGCUGCCAACCUGAGUGUUGAUACAACCUACAGACCUCAUAUACCAGUCAGCAAAUUAGUGAUUUCUGAGUCCUAUGACACGUACAUCAGUAGAAGCUUCCAAGUUACAAAAGAAAUCAUAAGUGAAUGUAAAAGUAAAGGAAAUAACAUCUUGAUAGUGGCCCAUGCGUCCUCUCUGGAAGCAUGUACUUGCCAGCUCCAAGGACUCUCACCCCAGAACUCCAAGGACUUCGUGCAGAUGGUCCGAAAGAUUCCAUAUCUAGGGUUUUGUUCCUGUGAAGAAUUAGGAGAAACGGGAGUCUGGCAGCUGACGGAUCCACCCAUCCUCCCCCUUACACACGGACCAACUGGAGGCUUUAACUGGAGAGAGACCUUGCUUCAGGAAUAGACCACACCACCCAGGAGCGGAACAGACCCUCUACAGGCUCUGCAGAAGCCUCUUUUUGGUGUUUCAUAACAACACAGAAAACCCCUCCCAUUUCUUCCAGUAUAUUUCCUUUCAUGCAGUUUCAUGCUAGGAAGUGUGCGUGGCGGCGCUGUAUAGUAGACGCAGGACCGCUCUCGAUUCCCUCGCUCUUGACUCUGGUCUGACUCGAGCUCGGCGGCGUGGGCUGCUGAGAUUUCCCUUCGCUGAAUCCAGGCACCUGUUCCAACAGAAUUUCCCCCCCUAGGCUCCGAACCAUGGACUGAGGGACCUCCCACAGCCCUGGGAGCAGCCCAGCUCUUUCUUAGGAUGACGGCAAGCCAAAAGGACAUACCCAAAAUGCAGCUGGGAGGACAUUCGGAAGGGAUUUUUAUUUCCUUCCAUUUGUCUAAUGUGUAAAGCCGAGCUAAGGAAGGUGUUUGAGGCUGUUAGAGGAACACACCACCUGUAAAACUGUCCUGUGUAGAGCUCUAGCGCCCACCUUCAUGGCCCCCGGAGGCUGCUCUUACACACUUUUAGGUACUCUGCUUUAGAAGCAGGGGACGGAUGCAGACUUGGCCUUUGUCCCACACCCUCCAACCAUCGUCCGGCCCGAGGGGACGUUGCUCUUCAAGUGCUUUCAGAUCCUCAGGAAGAAGGGGAGCUGGAGGGGAGCUAGGAUUUGAUGGGCCAGAAGAAGGUUUGGGCCCAAUACAAAGUGACUUAGAAUUACCCAUUUUGUAGCCUCAUUCAUUUCUCAAUCAUUGUGUUUUACUUGGCUUAGUCUAGAAUAAUAUAACUUGUUUAGGAUGUUGAGCUUUCAAAGGAAUGUACUGUAGGUACAUAAUUUAAGUCAGCAAGAAGCUCAUCUCGUGCAAUAUGUACAUCUUUAUUAACCAUGCCAGUAAGUCAAUUAUUUGUACAUUUACAAUGUAUGUAAUACAUAUUCAAACAUUCAUAAAUACAUUUAUUAUACAAAAGAUAUAUGAAAAGUCAGGGAACUAACUUAAAAUGAAGACAGUCAGGGCCGCACUGAUACUUGUGCCGUCUCAUUUUUUUGUGUGUGUUUUUAAAUUAUAAUUUAAAAUAUAUAGGGCUGUAUGAAAAAAUGUGGGGGAAUCAUGUCCUGGGAUUUCCCUUCCUUCUGAUUACUGCAUACUUUCAAGGGAACUUUAUUUAAAAGAAAAAUAAAUGACAAUCAAACCAAA